Messenger RNA from Eublepharis macularius, 2853 nucleotides. It is a transcript of the gene PGP, whose product is annotated as phosphoglycolate phosphatase. The transcript is spliced from 2 exons. Gene Ontology annotation, cellular component: cytoplasm. Gene Ontology annotation, molecular function: sn-glycerol 3-phosphatase activity. NCBI's taxonomy places the organism in Eukaryota, Metazoa, Chordata, Lepidosauria, Squamata, Eublepharidae. Bases 83 to 1024 code for a protein of 313 amino acids. The record is from RefSeq and is a predicted model, not a curated record.
CGGCGCCGGGCGGCCGUUGGCCCCGUAGGGCGCGCGCGUCCCCUCAGCCGCCUCCGUCCAGCCUCACGCCCGAGCCGCGGCCAUGGCAGCGUCGGCGGGGAAGCGGUGCGAGCGGCUGGAGGCGGCCUCGGUGCGGGCGGUGCUGGCGGCGGCGGACGCGGUGCUGUUCGACUGCGACGGCGUGCUGUGGCGGGGCGAGGCGGCCGUGCCCGGCGCGCCGGAGGUGCUGCGCCUGCUGGAGGCCGCGGCGGGCGGCGGGAAGCGCCUCUGCUACGUCACCAACAACUCCUCGCGCACGCGCCAGGCCUACACCGAGAAGCUGCGGCGCCUGGGCUUCCCGCCGGCCGAGGCGCGCCAGGUCUUCGGCUCCGCCUUCUGCGCGGCGCGCUACCUCAGCCGCGCGCUCCCGCCCGGCGGCGCCGCCUACGUGCUGGGCGGGGCCGCGCUGAGCGCCGAGCUGGAGGCGGCGGGCGUGGCCCACCUGGGCGCCGGCCCCGCCCCGCCGCCCGACUCCGCCCACUUCGGCGCGCGCGCCCCGCUCGACCCCGCCGUGCGCGCCGUCCUGGUGGGCUACGACGAGCACUUCAGCUACGGCAAGCUCUGCCUGGCCCUGCGCUACCUGCUGCGCCCCGGCUGCCUGCUGCUCGCCACCAACAGGGACCACCGCCUGCCGCUGGAGGGGGGCAGCGCCGUGCCCGGAACUGGCUGCCUUGUCAAAGCGGUGGAGACUGCAGCAGAGCGGGAGGCAUUUGUCAUUGGCAAGCCCAGCCGGUACAUCUUUGAGUGUGUGGCCAGUGAGUUCAACAUCGACCCAGCUCGCACCAUUAUGGUGGGCGACCGCCUGGACACAGACAUCCUCAUGGGGAACAACUGUGGCCUGACAACGCUGCUCACCCUCACAGGGGUCAGCACUCUGGCAGAAGUCCAGGGUCACUUAGAGAGCAACUGCCCUGAGAGGAGAAAGCUGGUUCCUGACUACUAUGUCGAUAGCAUCGCUGAUCUUCUCCCUGUUCUGAAGGCUUAGAUAAAGGGAAACCUUUCCAGCUUUUCAAAAGCUAUUUCCCUUCCCCUUCUCCCCGCCUCUUAGUGAUUUGAGGAUGAUAAUCUCUCCUCAGUUACUGUAAUGUACAUGAUUGCUGCUUGCACAUUGAGAUGCUUUUAGCACCUAACUUUCAAUUCGAGUUCUCUGUUUACAAAUUUCUUUAAAAAUGCACUUUGGAUCAAAGAGGGAAGCAUGUUACAUUAGUCCACUUACAGAUGUCAUAAAAGCAUCGAAGGACAGCUACAGUGUUAAAGCGUCAGGGCAGAGUUUUGCUCAAUUGGGUUGAAAGGGAUUGAGCCUCUCGCAGUAUGUUUUCUUGUAGAAACUGUAGCCGAGUCAUUGGAAAUUCAGGGAAUUGAGCAGUUUGAGGGCAUUUGCUCUUGAACUUGAUUUUAAGCUUGGUUGAUGCUUACUCAGGGCCAGACAGCCUGAUUCAGGUGUGAUUUCAGGGGGAAAGAAGCCACACGCGUAUCUUGUAGUUUUGCCCUCACUUUAUGUCCCCCCCCCCAACUGUCCUUGCUCAGUAUGCAGAAAACAAAUGAUUAUGUCUGUGUCACAUGUUCCUCCAAGUUAGAUGUCUGUAUAUAGAUUUAGGAAAAAGUUCAGAUAUCUAUUUUAAAAUUUAACUAUAAUAUAUUGAGCAUCAGUUUUAUUGGUCAGGAGAGAAGAGAUAUACUUGAUGUCUAGAGAUCUUCCUCAAGUUCUUCAGUUACACACCACCACAGCCCCUGUGUAAUCUGCAGGACUAAACGCCGUUUUCAAUAAGGGGCUGGAAUGCUUGGGGACUCCAGAAUUGUAACUAUGUUUAACAUGAAAAUAUAAUGUGCCAUGCUUGCCUAUAUAUCUGUCUGGAAUAGAUGCAAGCUAUCCAGUCACCUGUUGGGAGCAGCUGGACCAUUGGUGGGAAUUUUCUGGUGUAAAUAUGUGCGGUUUUACUAUCCAGCCAUUUUGAAGUCUGUCUUGGCAAAGCCAGUACAGUCACUUGCUUGGUGCUUCCUGUUAAAAUCUUCCUUGUGGGUUGGAGGGAAGACUGAAAAAAUCCUUUGCAGAUCCAUCUUGGCUCCAGCGGCAUGCUAAAGGUGGAGGCUGAAACUGUUUUGCUUGCAGUUUUGUGGUAAAUGUGAUGAAUUGUACUUUUUCAAGCACUCAGGUAGCUUUGUGCUUGUGGCACUAACUGCCAAAUUAUGGAACAUCUCAAGACAUUAGACUGAUAGAUUAAGAAUGAACAAGUUCUCUCUUCUGGGAACAGAGAGAAGGUUCUUUGUUUCGCCUUGCAGAUGUAGCCCAAAUAUCUCUGACCUUGUGUGAUGACUCUUCUUGUAUCGACACUUGGAACAUGUAUUGACCUUGCCGCCCUUCUGUGCAGCAAUAAUUGUGUUGUCCACAAUGAAAGGUACUUUGAAUUGAUAUAUUUAGUGUCAACGUUCAUACUUAUGUAAUGAUACCUCUUUGGAAGUGUUAAAGGUGCGCAGUGAUCCCCCUCCCCCCAAUCUGUUUCCUAAAAAUAAGACUUUUUCUCUUUAGGCUCUUUCUGUUUGGACUGACUUGAAAAUAGCACAACAUCCUUUUUCUGGUACUUGUGCUUAUGCAAUUCUUUGGAAAUUCAGGAAUGUGUUAAGAACAUGAUAAAUGUUGCUUGAACCCUAUCAUCUGCUGUUCAGACCUGUUUGCCAGACUGCAGUACCCAUUACCUCUCUUUUAACUGUUUCUGCCAUCGUUGUGAAGUUGCUGGUAAAAAUAUGUCGGUGACCAAGCAGUCUCUGGGAAAUAAAUGGGGGACUGAGUCGCAUUAAACAAUAAGGUCUCACUGC